CCACCUGCCCAGCCUUGUGGGAUUUCCGACAAAACCAAAAGAAUAAAGACUGAGGAGUAAGGUAAUAUAAAUGUUCCAGUGCCAUAUUCUGUCUUUUUAAAUAUUUUGAGGGUCGGGCAUUAUGGGUGUUGCAACUCCAUUGACAAUUCUCGCACAACAAACAUCUGCAUCCGUCACGGGACUUAAUGGUAGGGCAGAAGGCUUCCGUACCCUUACGAUAGCCCAGUCCUCUGAGACACUCGUAACGGUAAUUCCGCUGGGUAAUGACGAAGGAUGGACUCAGACGAGAGCGAACGUGGCGGUCCUCGAGACAAUGUCUCCCACACCAACUCCAGCACCUGCUAACUCUAGCGGCAACUCUGCUGCCACUGCUCUUAUAGUAAUGGGAGUUAUUCUUGCAAUAUCCCUUUCACUUCUCUUCGUCUACUUUUGUUGUUGUAGAAACCGCAAAAGUUCCCCUGGUGGGCGCAGGUCGCCGAAGAAGGACUACUACAAUCGUUAUGCGCAUUUCAAAGUCGUUCGUGGUCCACCAGGUCCACCAGGUCCACCAGGUCCACAGGGCAUUCCUGGACUUGAUGGUGCUCCAGCAAGUCUUUCCUAUCAUAUGGAUAUAUUUAAUUUGGCAAACUAACAUAUUUACAAUUUCCAAUAGGGGCUUCCCGGUGCCCAGGGUAUUCCGGGUGAGAUAGGUCCUCAGGUGAGCC
Daldinia decipiens is the source of this 704-nucleotide messenger RNA. RefSeq lists its product as uncharacterized. The transcript has 3 exons. Lineage: Eukaryota; Fungi; Ascomycota; Sordariomycetes; Xylariales; Hypoxylaceae. The record is from RefSeq and is a predicted model, not a curated record. The coding region runs from base 122 to 631 and encodes 169 amino acids.